Galendromus occidentalis (western predatory mite) is the source of this 2583-nucleotide messenger RNA. RefSeq lists its product as uncharacterized. Lineage: Eukaryota; Metazoa; Arthropoda; Arachnida; Mesostigmata; Phytoseiidae. The transcript is spliced from 5 exons. The record is from RefSeq and is a predicted model, not a curated record.
AUGUUGAAAGGAUGGGGAAUCUGGCGGCGACCGGGAGCGCUAGUUAAGGAUAUAAUCGCCGCAUAUUCCCCGAACGAUGUUUUCAAUGCCGAUGAGUCAGGGUUGUUCUAUCAGUCAUUGCCCGAACGAAGCUUGACUGCGAAAAGUGACCCGUGCAAAGGCGGGAAGAAAUCGAAACUCCGAUUGACUGCGCUGUUCUGUUGUAACGCGAGUGGAACGGAGAAACGAAAAAUUCUGAUCGUCGGCAAAUCUAACAAACCGCGGUGCUUGAGGAAUGUCAAAUCUACACUGUGUCACUACCGUGGCAACCGAAAUGCCUGGAUGACUCGCGACCCGUUUUCUGAGUGGUUGGCUCGAUUCGGCAGAGACAUGGGCUCCGAAAAUCGGCGUGUCCUGCUUCUUAUCGAUAAUUGCUCCGCCCACAUGGCUUUGUCACAUCUGACACACGUGAGGGUGGAAAAUUUUCCACCCAAUUGCACAUCAGUGAUCCAGCCCCUCGAUCUAGGAAUCAUAAGAGCGGCAAAAGCAAAUUACCGGAAAGCGUUGGUACGACAGAUUCUAGUCGACUUGGAGACCGGGAAUGAAUCGAAGAUUGACGUCAGAGCUGCGAUGGACAUGACAGCUCACUCGUGGUCAGAAAUUGAAUCAACUUCCAUUCAGAAUUGCUGGAUGAAAAGCGGCCUCUUCGGCCUCCGCAGUCCGUCAGAAGAAGAGGAGUUUUUGGAUAUAGACAGCUGGCGUAUUGACAAGGACAGCUUGCAUCUUCCGGAAAGAUUCAGUUUCGACCAAUUCGUGACCUACGACGAUGGUCUCGAAGUGUGCGAGGCUGUCACCGAAUCAUCGAUAAUCCGACAGGUCUCGAAGGCGGUCGAGGCAGCUCCAGAUCGAGAGAGGGAUAGCUCUAGCGCAGAAGACGACGAUGGAGCAGAAAAUGAACCACCAUCCCUUAAAACCACGAUCCAGGCUUUACAGACGAUUAAAAGCUACUUAUCGCAUCGAGAGAACGUCCCAGACCAUAUAAUUGCGAAUGCGCUCUGUCUGGAGGCUUAUAUCAUCAGGAGCCAGGCAAGAAAUAGGAUGCAGAUGAAAGUGACGGAUUUCUGCUAUAGAUGCAUUAACCUGACGUCGCACUUGUACAAAACUUUCACAGGCGUGCUCGCAGACCGAGUGACCACACAGUGUCUACCGCAGAUCUCGGAGAAUCAGCACGGUUUCCUCCCUCACAGAUCAUGCGAGGAGGCCCUGCAGGGACUCAUUGAGUUCGUCGAGUCGAAUAGAGAACCCACGCUUGCGGUGUUCGUAGAUUUUAGAGCCGCAUUUGACAAUGUCAACAGGAAAAAGCUCCUCGAGACCGUAGGCAAUGAAUUCAAAUCGAGAGGGAAACUCCUGAAUGCGAUCAGGGCCAUAAUGUGGCCGAACAACUUGAUAGUAGACAACGGAGCAGACCUUGGCAAACCCGUCAAACAACGCAAAGGGGUCCAACAAGGAAAAUCAAUCUCACCUCUACUGUUUGUGAUGUUCCUCAAUAGCCUUCUGGAAAGACUAGAAAGACGGAAGGUAUUCGUGAAAAUGUUUGCCGACGACCUUGUGAUAGCCGGGGUAGACAUAGAUGAAGUACAAAUAAGCCUAUCCGUGUUAUGUAUUUGUUUCAAAUACCUGGGGAUCACCAUGCAGCCCGCGCUGAGUUUCAGCGAACACAUCGAACAACUCCUGACCAGGACGGCCACCACCAUGGCAUGCCUAGGGAACGUCCGAAGGUUACCACUGGAGCUGGCCAUCAAGAUAUUCAAUAUCAAUAUCGUGCCAACCAUCACAUACGGAAUGACGUGUAUCUCGCAAAGACUGUCCAAAACAGCCUUACUAAAACUGGACAAGUGCAAGACACUGUAUCUCAAGUCCGCCCUUGGACCACGGGCGUUCAGCAACAUCAUCCUGGAAACCAGUGGUAAAAACUACAUACCGUGGAAGACAGUUAUGCCGGCUGUCAUUGGAGCUGAACCGUACGCCUGGGAAGUGGUACUCGGUACCCUGAAUCCACCAGCCGAAGACAAGGCUAACACCAAAGAAGGUCGACAACAACAGAAAAACUUCGACGCCGGGAACAGAGCUGCGAAGUAUAUCCUGAUGAACUCCAUUCAUCCGAAUUUGGCAACUAUACUAUUUCUUGAUGAUCCGGAAGAAGUGGAAGCUCAUGAAAUUUGGAGGAGAAUCAAAGCAAAAUUCACCUCAUCAUCGGGUACGAAGAAAUCACUUGCAAUUUCACGAUUCUCAAGAUUCAAAUUCACCCCCGGGCUAUCCAUUGAGGAAAACAUUCUUGCAUUCAAAAGAAUCAUGUAUCAGCUAAAUCAAGCGGGAGUUGAAGUGACGGAGGACAUCCAGUGUGACAAAAUUCUGGAAGCUCUUCCAAGCAGCUGGGACUCGUUCAGACGAGCGUGGAGUGCGAGAAUGGAUACGAAAGUGACGGCGGACGCAUUGUUGGAUCUCAUCGAAGGUGAAGGCGAAAGGCUGGAACGGGAUGAAUCCAGAAAUGUGACUGCCCUGAUGUCCAGACUCAACAUGUCCAACGCAAACAGGAAUCAUCAC